Messenger RNA from Zingiber officinale, 1313 nucleotides. RefSeq names its product transcription factor MYBS3-like. Gene Ontology annotation, molecular function: DNA binding. Gene Ontology annotation, biological process: response to gibberellin; response to auxin; response to ethylene. Lineage: Eukaryota; Viridiplantae; Streptophyta; Magnoliopsida; Zingiberales; Zingiberaceae. The record is from RefSeq and is a predicted model, not a curated record. The transcript is spliced from 3 exons. Bases 111 to 1091 code for a protein of 326 amino acids.
CCUGUAAAUAAUAUCAAGGCAAGGGAGAAGCGCCAUCCGACGGCGAAGACGGGCACGAGCGCGGCUGCCCGCAGAGAGAGAGAGGAGGGGACGCUCCGGCAGCGAGUGAGAUGACGAGACGAUGCUCUCACUGCAGCAACAACGGGCACAACUCGCGGACGUGCUCUGCGCGGGGAGGGGGCGUGCGGCUUUUCGGCGUGCGUCUGAUGGAAGGGGUGGUGGCAAUGAAGAAGAGCGCUAGUAUGGGCUGCCUCCCCUCCUCCUCCGCCUCCUCCAUUUCACCUUCAAAUUCGACCUACGCUCCUGCCUCUCCCUCGAGGGAUGCCCGCCCCCACACCGCAGCGGCCGUCGCCUCCGGUUACGCCUCCGAUGACCCCGACCGAGGGUCUUCUUCUAAUUGCCGCGGCGAGCGAAAGAAAGGGAUCCCCUGGACUGAAGAGGAACACCGAAUGUUCUUGAUGGGUCUUCAGAAAUUGGGGAGAGGCGACUGGCGUGGAAUUGCCCGAAACUUUGUCAUGUCUAGGACCCCAACACAAGUAGCAAGCCAUGCGCAGAAAUUCUUCAUCCGACAAAGUAAUCUAUCGCGAAGGAAGAGGCGCUCCAGCUUGUUUGACAUGGUCCCUGAAUUGGUUCCUGCUCCUGACGACCAGUUGUUACCUCAAUCUGUCGAUGGACUAGGGUCUGAGCCAGCUGAACCAUCAAGAACCAAGCUCGCUGUAGAAUCAAUAGAUACAGCAAUGGUGCCAACAAUGUAUCCAACUUUCGUGAUUACGCCCGUGUCUUCCUGGCCCUGGCCUCCAAAUUUGGCCGCCUCCUCCUCUUCCAUCGACGGCGCCGACGCAAUGGCUGAACCCCGCAAGAUCGCAAGGCCAACUCCAAUAUUCCCAAAGGAGCCGCCUGCGCAUGUGGAUGAGGUGGUCAGCAUGUCCAAGCUCAGCAUCGCAGACGGUGGUCGCAUGGAGACAACUGAUGUCUCCCUCGAGCUGAUGGCGUCCUCCAAUAGUCCGAGACAGUCGGCCUUCCACGCCAACACUUCCAUUGCCGUGCCUGAUCUAAACAAAAAUAACAAGAGCCCGAUUCAUGCAAUUUGAGGAAAACAAACAUGGGAGCUGGCAGAUCUUGUUGCAGUUUAUUGUUCUUUUGUGUUGAUAUUUAUAACUGAAGCACCUGCUGAAUAAGGUUGUAGUUUUUACCUCUUAUCCAUCCAAUUACCUAGUUAAUGUCCUGGUAACAUGAAACUCUAGUAAAAAAGAUAGAAGGAAAAAAAACCUUUUAUUAUAUUUAAAAUAUAUAUAUAUGCAUGCUCUUAUUUC